CUCCCAGAUGAAGUACUUCCGGGUUUGCGUCCAAUCACAGAAGAGGACUCCGCAAGCAGCGCCAUGCGGCGGAAACGGCGGAGCGAGAGUCGAGCACGGAGCUUUAGAGAACGGAAGUUCCGUUUGGAAGACGACGACGAGAAACACUUCCUAAAACUCGUCUUAACUCGCAGGAAUAGACAACUUCACUCAGCUUUAGUUUCUGUCACAAGUCAGAGGAAUAUGCCAAAGCUGGACGCCCUGCUAGCAGAACACCUCAGGUCAGAGUUGAUGCUGCAGCAGCAGCUGAAGGCCCUGAGUGAGGCCCUCAGGCAGCAGCUGCAGGAGGCAGACACACGGCAGAAAGAGGAGCUGGACAGGAGGAUUCAUCAGAACUCUCUCCUGUCAACAGAGUCCGCUGAUCAAAAUACACUGAAACAGGCCAAACAUGUAGGAAUGAGGAGAUCCAUCUCGACAUCUGCCCUGACCUCAGGCAAAAAUACCUUGCAGCAUCCCCGACAGCCAGAGAGCCCCGACUUAUCUUCUCCAGCCUGGGUAUCUUCAAAGUGGAAGGAUAGUUCAGACAGAGCUCCCAUGCUCACUCCUGCCAGGCCUCGACAAUGUGAGCGGCUCGCUUUAUCGAAGACAACUCAGCUGAGGAAAGAGGAGGAGGCUGAGGCCGAGUGUCAGAGGAAGUUCUGCGCUCACCCAGUGCCCAGCCACGUCAUCCAGCCCCUCUAUCAGAAGAUGAUGGAGCUGAAGGAGAAGGACAGGAACCAGGCGCAUGAGCAGAGGAGGGACUUCUUGCUCUCCAUUCAGAAGCCUUUCAGUUUCCAGGAGAGGGAAAAGGAGAAAAAGGAGAAGCUGAUAAUGUUAAACCAAGUCUCGCACAAAAACAAGGCUGCUACUGUGAGGAAGCCUCUUCAAAAAGUGGUCGAAGGCGUGUCAGAUUCUGAGCUGAAAGUCCAGGAGCUUUGCAGUCGAGUCCGCACUCAGACGUCAGAGCGACAGACGCGUCCUACUCUCUCCGGCAGCCCCAAACUUCGCACCGCUGAGCGCACCAGGAAAGAAAAGCUGGACGAGAAGCCCAGCUUCCAGCCGAAGAUCAUCCAUCGGGUUCCCGAUUUCAGCCGUCUGCACAGAGCCCUGCAGACCGAGGCGCUGAGGAAAUCACAGAGUAAAGAUGUGAUGAGAUGUCAGCCCUUCAAUCUGAGGACAUCAGCUCUCCCUGCAAGGCGCAGGAGGAUGAGCCCUGAAAACCCACAGGUUCCAAAAGCAAACGACCUCAGCAGAAGCAAGUCCCUCGGGGCCUUAACGUCACUGUCGGCGAACACGCUCCCCACAUUCAUCACGGAUGCGACGAGGAAGCGCUGCACGGCCAUCAGAAAGUCAAUGGAGAUGAGGGAUAGCAAGAAUCAAGAGAGUGCCGACUGGCUCAGGAAGUACCGUACGAGAUCCCAGGCCAUGAAGAAGACAGUCGCGCUGCACGCCAGGUUGCUCGACCCGCACAGCAGCUUGAAAGACGUGUUCGACGACAAACUACAGCAUCAUCGGGAGGCUGACCAAGAAAAGACGAGAGCGUACACGAGGGAGUUACGGGAUAUGAAGGCACGAGUCGGGGAGCGCCCUUUUUUGUUCGAACAGGUGAAGCAGAAAACGGCAAAGGCUCAAGCAGAGCAGACAUUCAGGAACAAGCUGAAGAAAGCCGGCUUAAAGGAGCAGUUUGUGGAGGAAAAUGGAGAAGCGGUUGAAGGAACAUCCUCAUCAUUCAGCUCUAAUGAGGAUACAGACGAGAACCACAGGACUGACAAUCACAUUUGCAGCAGAGAAGAAAAUGGAGACGACGGGGAGAAAAUUGAAGAUGUGGAAGAGAAGAGCAUGAAGUCCAAAGGGGAAGAAAUGCCAUGAUCAAAAAGGUUCAGGCGGUAGAGUUUUUUUAUGGCCUGUCCGCGAGAAAACAACACGGCCUUCCAAAGGAUUCAUGUCCCGGUUUACUUUCCCACCAAGCAAACUACAAAUUAUGAAAUGACAAACAAUCUGGACUUGACAAUCGUUUCAAACUAUGAGUACUGAAGUAAGUAAUUCAUGUUUUCUAUGAUUUUAAUACAUAUAUAUAUUUAUAUUUGUGCACUUUUGCUCAGGAGAAUGAACACAUUCAUUUCGAGGAUGAUAAACACUUGGCUACCAGGAUGAACAGUAAAAAAACUAUUUGAGAACUCCAGUUUUACCUCGUCGAAAUCAAAAAAUCUUCAGAUAGACAUCAAAAGCGAAAGAUUACUCCACUUCUACCGUGACAAGUGUAAUCUGUAUUUUCUUUUUCUUUAACUCGGUUUUAAAAAAUGGGAUAAAUGUAUGUACAUUUAUGGGUCAGGUCCCGUGAGGGCACAGAGCUUCUGACAUGGCCUUUCUCAGAUGGAUGGGGUAAAGUUUCCUGUAAUUUUUAUAGCCGCACUGCCACCUAAACAAACAUCCCGCACUGUGUAAAAUGCACAGAGAGCAGCGCAGCGGUUCCAAGCACAUAGACCCACAUCAAAUACACUUGAGCUGGAAGCUUGCGCUUCGACUUAAACUGACUUCCAGGAAUCCUACAAAUCCUCUUUUACAAACGGACCACAUGGGCAUGUCUGAAUAUGUUGAAAUGCAGUCACGGAGGCCGGUGCACGCCGUAUGGAUACUUUUUGUCGGCUUUUUGUUAGCGCAUUGAAGACAACGCUUCAGUUCAGAAACACAACAUCAUGAAAAAUUUAGUGGUUUUUUCCCGACGGGACGAUUGAAGGCGUCGUUUGAAAUUGAGUUGAAAAGAGUCCAAUAUGUUUCAUAAACAUACAGUAGGCCGACAAUGUGCUGCUGCCAGCCAGCCGCUCAGGUAAUGACAGAGAAAAUGUGCCUGCAACAGCAUUCCCUGUGGCAAAAUAAGUAUAUGAUUAAUUUAGCAUGAUUACAAAAAGAAAUUGAAGUCGAAACGCAACACGUUGCCACACACUUCAAGAGCUCUCAAACAUCGCAUGAUCAAGCUUCAAGGGCUCCAUCUUGGCAGGUUGUCAUGGGAACAGUUCAUCCCUCCGCUCUGUGCCCUGUCGUCCCUCAGGAGGAUGCUGCGCACCUCUGAUUUCCCCAGUGCACGGCUGAAAACCGGGCAAAUCUCUCCCGACCUUUUAAAGAAGCCGCAGUGCUGCGAGAG
Pseudoliparis swirei is the source of this 3160-nucleotide messenger RNA. RefSeq names its product FAM161 centrosomal protein B (gene fam161b). Bases 64 to 1887 code for a protein of 607 amino acids. Gene Ontology annotation, cellular component: cilium. Gene Ontology annotation, biological process: cilium organization. The transcript is spliced from 10 exons. The record is from RefSeq and is a predicted model, not a curated record. Lineage: Eukaryota; Metazoa; Chordata; Actinopteri; Perciformes; Liparidae.